UUAGGGCCACCCGAAUCUGGCCAAAUGGAUCCCAUAGAUUGGGAUGACAUUGUAGAGUUUGAAGGCCCUGCUCAUGAACUUGAGUAUGACAUGGUUUGGAACGAUGGAAUCGAAGGUGCUUUUUUCAGUCUGAUUUCUGUUUUCCCAAGCCUUAAUUCUUUCUAUGUUCUGAUUUCAAUCAUUCUUUCCAUUACAGACCAAGCCGGUCACGAGGAUGUCAUGCAAGCAGAUGCCGUGCAAGCAGAUGCCGUGCAAGGAGAUGGUGUGCAUGUAUCUCCAGACAUGGUCUCAUUAACAUUUCUGCAAGGUGCAUCAACAUUUCUGGAACGUGCAUCAACAGCAACAGUUGAAGGUUCUAGUGCCAACAAAAGGAGAUUCUAUUCGGAUGAUUUAAAGAUCUCCAUAUACCUAGAGUUAUUGGCAAAAACUGAUCCUCCUAUUUUACGUCGUGGGGUUUCUAAGGGAGUUGCACGUAAAUUUGAUGUGCCUCUAAGAGUUGUGCAGUCCAUUUGGAAAAACGGACAAGCUGGUGGAAUAAAUGGUAUUGUAAACAAGUGGGCCAGGAAUUGUGGUAGAAAAAGAAUAGAAAUAGACAUGGAAUCCAUAAAAAAUGUGCCUCUUAGGCAGCGCACCACUUUUAAGGAUCUUGCUGAUGCAUUAGGUGUUAAGAAGAGCACACUUCAUAACCUUCAAAGAAGGCUAUUUUUGUCGGCACACUAA
This is a messenger RNA of Panicum virgatum (switchgrass), 720 nucleotides long. RefSeq lists its product as uncharacterized. The record is from RefSeq and is a predicted model, not a curated record. The transcript is spliced from 3 exons. Bases 25 to 720 code for a protein of 231 amino acids. Lineage: Eukaryota; Viridiplantae; Streptophyta; Magnoliopsida; Poales; Poaceae.